Molecule: messenger RNA, 1317 nt
Organism: Bipolaris zeicola 26-R-13
Lineage: Eukaryota; Fungi; Ascomycota; Dothideomycetes; Pleosporales; Pleosporaceae
Exons: 4
Coding region: 1-1317 (438 amino acids)
Molecular function (GO): peroxidase activity
Source: RefSeq, a predicted model, not a curated record
AUGAAACUCUCAACUGCUCUUCUCACUCUUUCGCUGGGGCAAAGUGUCGUUAACGCUUUUCCUUCUCUUGACCACCGCCGCCUGCAUGGCCUAACGCCGGAGAAGCUAAAUGCAGCAAUCCGGUCGGUAGAAGACUACCAAAAGGAGAAAAGGUUCAUCAUUGACAUCACCAAACCCAUUGAUGUUUCUGGAAGACAUGCAUUUCAGCCUCCCAAGUCCACCGACCAGCGCGGACCUUGCCCUGGACUGAACGCCCUGGCAAACCAUGGCUACAUUUCUCGCACUGGUAUCACUAGUUUCGCAGAAGUCGUUACCGCCAUCAACCAAGUCAUGGGUAUGGGUUUAGAACUCUCUCUCAUUCUUGGUAUCAUGGGAACUGUUUGGACCGGCAACCCACUGUCGCUAAAUCCUGGUUUCUCCAUCGGAGGUCCACCCACUGGACUCGUGGGGCAAAACCUAUUGGGCAACCUAAUUGGACUUUUGGGCAAGCCUCGAGGUCUUUCGGGUUCCCAUAACUGGCUCGAGUCGGACUCGUCGCUCACACGCAAUGAUCUCUAUGUCACGGGCGAUGCCGCGACCAUGAACAUGACCUUGUUCAUGGACUUCCACGACCGUGCUGACAAAAAUGGUGUGCUCUCCAUGGAUCUACUCGCCAAUCAAGCUGCUCGUCGCUGGGUGCAAAGCGUCCAAACCAACCCAAACUUCUACUAUGGUCCUGUCAGUGGCAUGGUCAGUCGCAACGCCGGUUACUUCUUCCUUGGCCGCCUCCUAUCCAACCACACAGCCGAGCAUCCCGAUGGCAUUUUGACCCAAGAGGUUUUUCGAAGCUUCUUUGGUGUUUUCAAGAAGGACAAUGGAACUUUUGAAUACCGCAAGGGACACGAGACCAUUCCCAACAACUGGUACCGCAGGACAAUCGAAUAUGGUUUGGUCCCACUUAACUUGGACAUUGUCAGCUGGGUCUUGAAAUACCCCGUUCUUGGCAGCAUUGGCGGUAAUACUGGCAAGGUGAAUUCAUUCACUGGCGUCGAUCUCGGUGACAUUUCCAGCGGCGUGGUCAACCUCACGACAUUAUUGGAGAACAACAACCUCCUCUGCUUCGUAUUCGAGGUGCUCAAGACCUUUUUACCUAAUUCGCUCUCUGGACUCCUCUCGACGCUCGAUGUUCCGAUUAGGCUAGUGACCGACACGCUUGCACAACCACUAUUGAGUUUGUCCUGUCCCGCCUGGAAGGAUCUGACUGAGGGCGGUGAGCCGCUUUGGGAUGCUCUGCAAAAGCAGUUCCCGGGAGCAACUCAAGCUGGAUCCAGCCUUUAG